UUGCAGUUCACUCGGGUAGGGUCUCGGAGAGUUUAACAGUGGUGUGGUUUGAUCCCGAGCUGGACAGAGAAGGGCGGUGAUCGAAGGCACAGUCAAAGAGGAAAGUCUUCAGGAGUUUCUUUGUUGGAGCAGUAAUGGGAGCCCAAUUUUCCAAGACCGCUGCAAACCGCGAAACUGUUGCUGAAAAAGCCGGAGAGGCUGCAGCCGGAUCGCCUUCCAAAACCAACGGGCAGGAGAAUGGCCAUGUGAAGGUGAACGGCGACGCUUCCCCAGCAGCCGCCGCCGCCGCCGAGCCUGCGGACAAGGACGAGGUGCAGGCGAACGGGACCACCCCGGCCGAGGAGAGCAAGGAGGAGCCGGCGGUGGCGGCGGAGGCCGUCAGCAGUGGCAGCGGAGGAGAGAACAGUAGCAGCCCCCCGGCCACCAAGCAAGAGACCAACGGGGAGACUGGCGAGGCUCCAGCCGUGGCCACCCCCUCCCCAGCAGAGGGAGAAGUCACUGGGAAACCCGAGGAAGGGGCAGCGGCUGCUGCUCCCAGCCCAGCGACCAACGACACCCCCAAGAAAAAGAAGAAGCGCUUCUCCUUCAAGAAAUCCUUCAAGCUCAGUGGCUUCUCCUUUAAGAAGACCAAGAAGGAGACCGGCGAGAGUGCUGAGACCGAAGGAGCUGCGGCUACAGCUGCUGCUUCCGGGGAAGGGGAGAAGGAUCAGGCCGGUGCUGCGGCACCAGAGGCCGGCACUGCCGCCGAGGACCCCAAACCUGCCCAGGAGGGAGAAGCUGCUUCUGGGGCGAGCACCUCGGAUGAGAAGAAAGAGGAGGCCAGUGCCUCCCCAGAGGAGAAACCCGAGGAGAAGGCCCCCGAGAGCACCGCAGGACAGGAAACCAAAGCUGCGGAGGAGCCCAAGGCCAAUGACGAGAAGCCUGCGGCGGAGAAAGCCCCAUCCAACCCAGCCCCAAGUGCUGAAGCAUCUACAGCUGAGAAAGAAGCAGCCCCACCAGCAGUGCAGGAGCCACCAGCAGCGCAGGAGCCAGCUGUAGCGCAAGAAGCACCAUCUGAGUCUAGUCCCAAAGCACCAGCUGCCAACUCAGCAGAGUAAAAGUAUAACUGGAGUGAUAAUCAAAGGACCUUUUUCCAUGUUUGUUUGUUGGAGUGGUGCCAGGUACUGGUUUGGAGAACUGUCUUAACCAGGGAUUUAAAAAGGCAUUUUUAUUUUUUAAAAAUCCCAUUGCAUUCAUUCUGUUACCACCAUUCCAACAGGCAGAGAUGAGCCCCCAAAUCUGGCUCUGUCAUGAUUUUUUUUUUGCAUCAGUAUUACUGUUUUUUGCAUAUUUUGCAUCAUUUUAUACAAAAGUUUAAACUUUUUUUUGGUCAAUAUAUGGACAUGUCCAAUGGUGUGGAUAAUCUGGGUGGGUAAAUCCUGGGUAACAUGUAAAUGAAGUAAUAUUGGAGCCACAAUGCAGCGGUGCAGUUGCCAAGUGAAUGUGCCACAAGUUAAUGAUGUAAAGGAUUAGUCUUUUUAAAAAAUAUUACAAAUCUUGUGAAAGAUAUACCAUACCGUUUACAACACUAAAGUCUUGAAUUCAAGAGGGCAAGGAAAUCCGUACCAGAAAAUCAAUAGUUUUUAGUAAUACAUUUAAAUCAUAGAAACUUUUCACUUAUCUCAUUUUAGCUGUACAAGUCAACGUGAUAAGUAGAAAAAAACAAGUUGUAUAGGCGUUAUUGUUUAUUGCUGGUUCAUGACCUUAAAGUGUAAUUAUGUAUGACAGCAGGGUGUUUUUAACUGUGAUUAUGUAUAAAUAAAAACUUAAUAUCAAGAAGCACAUGAAGUUUGCAACUUUUCACCCUGCCCAUUUUGUAAAAUUGCAGUCAUCUUGGAAGAUCUUUUAAAAUCAAAUUUAAAUGAAAAAGCUGUGAUAAGUGGAAUGGUUGCUGUUUAUAUACUGUUGUAUGUUUGGUUACAGCAGUCAAUGCUUUUUUCAGUCGUCUUUGUUGACAAUUGGGAAAACUCUUCAGAUGCAAUGCGUUUUGUGUAGCAUCUUGUCUAUCAUGGUUUUUGUAAAUACUGGAGAAGCUUUGACCAAUUUGACUUAGAAAUGGAAUGUAACUUUGCUUACAAAAUUGCUAUUAAACUCCUCUGCUUAAGGUGUUCUAAUUUUCUGUGAGCACACUAAAAGCGAAAAAAAUAAAUGUGAAUAAAGUUU
This is a messenger RNA of Callorhinchus milii (elephant shark), 2202 nucleotides long. It is a transcript of the gene marcksa, whose product is annotated as myristoylated alanine-rich protein kinase C substrate a. NCBI's taxonomy places the organism in Eukaryota, Metazoa, Chordata, Chondrichthyes, Chimaeriformes, Callorhinchidae. Gene Ontology annotation, cellular component: cytoplasm; plasma membrane; actin filament bundle. Gene Ontology annotation, biological process: actin filament organization; central nervous system development. The record is from RefSeq and is a predicted model, not a curated record. The transcript has 3 exons. Bases 135 to 1097 code for a protein of 320 amino acids. Gene Ontology annotation, molecular function: actin filament binding; calmodulin binding.